Branchiostoma belcheri (Belcher's lancelet) is the source of this 633-nucleotide messenger RNA. Its product is annotated as defensin-1-like. Gene Ontology annotation, biological process: defense response to bacterium; humoral immune response. Bases 53 to 283 code for a protein of 76 amino acids. The record is from RefSeq and is a predicted model, not a curated record. Lineage: Eukaryota; Metazoa; Chordata; Leptocardii; Amphioxiformes; Branchiostomatidae. The transcript has 4 exons.
CAGAGAACGUUCCUACACACGGACAAAAUAUCCCAAACUCACCCACUGCAUCAUGAAGUUCCUCAUCGUUGCGAUUGUGCUGGCCGUUCUGGCUAAUGCAGAGGCCGCUCCGAGGUUCAAGUCCAAGAUGGCGCCGCAGCCCCGAGUAAGCUGCCACCAACUAAGCCACAACACUGGUGGCGACUUCGGUGACUUUGACACCGCCUGCACCAUGCACUGUCUCAUUCUGGGCUAUCCGUCGGGCGGACAUUGUGACGAACACAACAUCUGCGUUUGCUCUUAGAGGAGGCAUCAAAGUGGCGUUGCCAUAGCAACGGCGGUCUGUCAACACAAAUAAUCAACCCUGACCUGAAACCUGGCUAUUGUUUGUUGCAUCGCUCGAGUGAUUUAUUCAUAAAAGUACGAAACAUGGUCCAGAGGAAGCUAGGGGAGUCUUAUAGAGUUAGCUCAUAUAUCGUAUGUCAAUGUCGAAAGUUAUAUGUGAAGAUAUGUAAGUAUUGUACAUUUGGGAAUGCAUCUAUAGUAGCGACACCUGUGCUGCAGUGCAAUGUGAACCAGUCAGAACUGCCCUGAGGAAAGUGACAGACGGUCACCGAAACGCCGACUGAAUAAAACACUUCACCUUAGUUGUGU